AGGUAGCGGCGUUCACGUCUCUUCCUUGCUUUACCGUCUCUGCUUCUUCUCUGCUCUUCCAUUUUCUUCUUAGUCUCUUUCUCUUCAUUCUCCCGCCAAAAAAUCCAGCGAGAAAAUGGAAAACCGCGAAGACCUGAACUCGAUCCUUCCGCUUUUGCCUCUCAUCCUUCGAUCCUCUUCUCUCUGCUGGCCUUCCAAAGCUCUUGAAUCUCUCAAAGCUCUCUCGAGAGGGCCUCAGUACAGCCAAGUCAAUUCCGGAGCGAUCCUCUUCGAUGCCAUCGUUGAUCUCAGAGACUCGAUCGGUCUUUCUAAAGAGAGACUGCGGCUUCAUGCCGCAGAUGGAUACGCUCUUUUCUUCGACGAUUUGAUGGAUCGUGUUGAAUCGGGGAAAUGGUUUGGAGAGAUUAUUCCAUCACUUGCAAGUCUUUUGUUGCGGUUGCCUUCUCUUUUAGAAGACCAUUAUCGAAACACAGAUAGCAUUUUCAGUGAAGGAAAAGAUGGCUCCAUAAUCACAACCGGGCUUCGCUUAUUGGGUUCACAAGAAGCGGGUAUUGUGUUUCUUAGCCAGGAAUUGAUCGGGGCUCUGCUAGCAUGCUCUUUCUUUUGUUUGUUUCCAACGCUUAAUAGGAGCAGCAAACAUCUUCCGACCAUCAACUUUGAUAAUUUGUUUGAGCCUCUUUAUUCCCAAGGAAACCAAAGCCAAGAACAUAAAAUAAAGUGCAUCAUACACUAUUUUAAACGGAUAUGUUUGUGCAUGCCAAUGGGCUUUGUUUCUUUUGAGAGGAAAGUUCUUCCUUUGAAACAUAGUCCCUUUUGCAUUGUAUAUCCUGAUGCUGAUUUUUGGAGCAAAUCUAUUGCUCCUCUAUGCUCCUUCAAGGUUUUACACUCUGGCUUGAUAGAAGAUCAGCAGUAUGAAGCUCUUGAGGUAGAUUUUGCCAAUAAAUACAUUGGAGGUGGUGCUCUUCAUUCAGGCUGCGUACAGGAAGAGAUCCGUUUCAUGAUCAAUCCUGAAUUAAUUGUAAGCAUGCUUUUCUUACCUUCAAUGGAAGAUAAUGAGGCCAUAGAAAUUAUUGGUGCAGAAAGGUUCUCAAACUAUAGAGGGUACGCCUCCUCAUUCCGUUUUUUGGGUGACUAUCUGGAUAAGAAACCAAUAGAUUCUAUGGGUAGACGGAAAACGAGGAUAGUGGCAAUAGAUGCAUUAUGCAACCCAAGAAUGACACAAUAUAGGCUUGAAGGCCUACUCCGGGAGGCAAAUAAGGCAUUCUGUGGUUUUCUUGAUCAAUCAAAGUAUCAACAGUAUCUGAAGCUUUUUCAAGAGGGUUCAUUUUCCAGGGAUAAGUCUGGUCAGGAUAUUGAUGGUGCAGAUAUUAAAGCCAGGAACAUCCUUCCUGCAGGGGAUGAGUCUCUUUCAAUCAGAACAUGUGAUCAUGUAUCUGAGAAGGCCUCUUGCUCGAGUCCUGGCACACAAUUGAAGCUUCCUGUUUCGUCUGCCUCUGAUGAGGCAUUCAAUGAAAGAGCAAGCGGUGUUGAAUUGAUUGGAAAUUACUAUCAGAAACAUAGUCAAGGUCCUGAGUCUCAAAAUAAUAUUGGGAUUGCUACUGGGAAUUGGGGCUGUGGAGCAUUUGGUGGAGACCCUGAGCUUAAAUGUACCAUUCAGUGGCUUGCAGCUUCUCAGGCACUAAGACCCUUCAUUCUGUACUACACGUUCAAAGAAACAUCCUUGAAGAGAUUAGAAGAGGUGAGUCAAUGGAUUUUGUUGCAAGAAUGGACGGUUGGAGACCUUUGGAAUAUGCUGAUCGAGUAUUUGUCUCAGAAGUGGAAUGGAGAAACUCGUGCUGGCUUCCUUAGUUGGCUCCUGCCUUCCUUACCUGAGCAUGACGACAUGAUAACUGUUACAUCAAGCAUGUCCGAAUGACCUCCAAGUUUCUGGAUGGGGACACACUAGUUCCAAGAACAGAAAAUGGAAAUGUUUCAUUUUUCAGCAUAAGCAUUGACAACGACAAUGAUGCUGCCCAUGUAAAAUUCAGGUGCAUUUCUGCCUCUUGACCUAUGCAGCGAUUGGUCAGACAUGAAUGAUGAGUGCCCUGUUACAAGCAAAAAUCGGUUGCCAAAUAGUCCCCUCUAACUUGGAGAAGCAUGGAGAAUGAUUUUGAUGGCCCCUCAAUUUGAAAUCUGGGUCCUACAGUGCAGCAGGAUUAUGGGGUGCUAUGCAAGUCAAAUGCUUCCGGCUUUCUUCGGGCCCCAUCUGUCUAGGCGUAGCUGAGGCUGUGGAAGUGUUGUUGGUUUAGGUAAAGGGGAUAGGAACUGUGCAAAUCAUACAUUAUAUUUAAAUAAUGAAACUAGGUUCCUUGGCUAAACAGGCAGUGUGCUGUUCAGCUCUUUGUAUUUAAUGAAUUUUAUUUUUUUAUUUUUUUGUGAACAGAAGCCCAUAUAAAGUGUUAUGUAAAUGGAAAUUUUUU
This is a messenger RNA of Magnolia sinica, 2459 nucleotides long. Its product is annotated as poly(ADP-ribose) glycohydrolase 1-like. Bases 116 to 1915 code for a protein of 599 amino acids. Gene Ontology annotation, biological process: carbohydrate metabolic process; nucleotide-sugar metabolic process; ATP generation from poly-ADP-D-ribose. Gene Ontology annotation, cellular component: cytoplasm; nucleus. NCBI's taxonomy places the organism in Eukaryota, Viridiplantae, Streptophyta, Magnoliopsida, Magnoliales, Magnoliaceae. The transcript is spliced from 11 exons. The record is from RefSeq and is a predicted model, not a curated record. Gene Ontology annotation, molecular function: poly(ADP-ribose) glycohydrolase activity.